AUGAAUAAAGGCAAUUCCUCUACUGAAGAAUUCAACGCGGAAGAUAUAAGAAACCUGGCCAUCUUACAACAAGAAUCAAGAAAUUUAUCUUCUAAAAAUACAGAUGGGGACACUAAUAACAAUGAGAUAUACGAUACUCCCUACGAACAACAGAAGCACCAACAAGACGAUGUAACACAACUGGACCUUCAACAACAUGAAUUGCUUGGUGUAGGGGAAGACGGCGAAGAUGAUGAUGACGAGUAUGAUGUAUUCAGAAACGUCGGAUUGGGUUUGACAGGCCAUUAUAAGGAAAUUAUGAUCCAAUAUUGGCAAGAAUUGAUUAACGAAAUUGAAGCUACUAACGAACCAGGUUCCAAAUUUCAAGAUGAUUUCAAAUCCAGUUCUUUACCCUUUGCAAGAAUUAGGAAAGUCAUGAAGACAGAUGAAGAGGUAAGAAUGAUUAGUGCAGAAGUACCUAUCAUCUUUGCUAAAGCUUGCGAAGUCUUUAUUACAGAAUUGACUAUGAGAGCUUGGUGUGUCGCUGAAAAUAAUAGAAGACGAACGUUACAAAAAGCAGACAUUGCAGAAGCUUUAAAGAAAUGUGACAUGUUUGAUUUCUUAAUCGAUAUCGUCCCAAGGGGAGAAGAACAGCAAUAA
Molecule: messenger RNA, 639 nt
Organism: Naumovozyma dairenensis CBS 421
Lineage: Eukaryota; Fungi; Ascomycota; Saccharomycetes; Saccharomycetales; Saccharomycetaceae
Gene: HAP5
Product: Hap5p
Exons: 1
Coding region: 1-639 (212 amino acids)
Biological process (GO): regulation of DNA-templated transcription
Cellular component (GO): nucleus; CCAAT-binding factor complex
Molecular function (GO): protein heterodimerization activity; DNA-binding transcription activator activity, RNA polymerase II-specific; DNA binding
Source: RefSeq, a predicted model, not a curated record